CAUUUGUCUACUUCCAUCCUUCGCCAACACCAUGGCUAAAUCACGGUUCGAAUACGUCAGAAACUACGAGCUCCCCGAUCCUCUGACCCCUAAUACUUUCAUCGUUGUUCGUGUUGACGGCAAGGGGUUUCACAAAUUCUCAGAUGUGCAUGAGUUCAGCAAACCGAAUGACAAAAGGGCCCUCGACCUUAUGGAUGCAGCAGCCCAAGCAGUGCUGGAAGAAUACAAGGAUGUAGUCAUGGCUUUCGGCGAGAGCGACGAAUAUAGUUUUUUGCUACGUCGGGAAGCCAAGCUGUACAACAGACGGCGCAGCAAGAUCAAUUCAUCCAUUGUUUCUCUGUUUACCUCCGCAUAUGUCUUCCACUGGCAACGGUUCUUUCCCGAAACCACACUGAAAUAUCCACCAACUUUUGAUGGCCGGGCAGUGAUGUAUCCCUCUGCAAGAGAAGUCAGGGAUUAUUUCAGUUGGAGACAAGCCGAUACACACAUCAACAACCUGUACAACACCACUUUCUGGGCUUUGGUCCAUGGUGGAUGCUCUACAACUGAAUCAAAUAGAAUAUUACAAGGCACAACCUCCAAAGACAAAAACGAGAUAUUAUUCACAAGAUUCCAAAUCAAUUACAACAACCUUCCUGAGGCUUUCAGAAAAGGGAGUGUAUGUGUACGGAAGUCAUCUAGAGAAUAUGGGGAGUGUGGCUCAACAGCUAUGGUGGACAAUGGUGUUUCACAUGCUGCAGAGUGCACAGACUUGCCGAAAAAGACAUCUGCUAAGGGCAAGCAGGCCAAGCAGUUUCUGGGAGUAGAUGGGAAGGCUGUUGUGCUGCAUCUAGAUAUCAUCAAAGAUGAAUUCUGGACUGCAAGACCUUGGCUUCUGAUCUGAAGUAUGUCCAUGCAUAUCUAUGUCACCUGGCAUCAUACAACUCAUUAUGUUCUUGAGUCAAAGAUCACACAACGGCAACCAGGUCUGCUUUGAAGAGAAAGCUAAAGUCCCCACCUAGUGUUGUUGUGGGCUAAGCCCAAGUGCUUGGGCAGGGAGACCUUGGUGUAUUUGGUGAAGGUCCAGGAGGAGGAGUCAAAGUGAGGGAGGAAGAAGAGGUAAUAGGGUCAAGGGGAAGUUUCAAUCCCAGUGCCCAGCCUUAUGAUUCAUGCAAGGGAU
Cryptococcus amylolentus CBS 6039 is the source of this 1159-nucleotide messenger RNA. RefSeq lists its product as hypothetical. Gene Ontology annotation, molecular function: magnesium ion binding; tRNA guanylyltransferase activity. Bases 32 to 883 code for a protein of 283 amino acids. Gene Ontology annotation, biological process: tRNA modification. The transcript has 6 exons. The record is from RefSeq and is a predicted model, not a curated record. Lineage: Eukaryota; Fungi; Basidiomycota; Tremellomycetes; Tremellales; Cryptococcaceae.